UUUCCUUUCAGAUAUAAAAUGGCUUCAUUUCCAGACUCCAAAUGUUUCAGCAAGGAAGAGCUUGAUGAGCUUCAGGCUGCUUUUCAAACAUGUGGAGAAGACAAAGUCACACAUCUGAUACAGAAAAAGUUACAGGACUUAGAGUCUGUAGAGCUUAACAUUGCAGUAACUGGGGUUUCAGGAGCAGCGAAAUCCACCUUUAUCAAUGCUAUGAGAGGUCUUCGGAGCAAUGAUGAAGGAGCAGCUCCAACUGGUAACAUAGAAACCACACUGGAGGGAACCGGAUAUUCACAUCCCACUGUGAAAGGUGUUUAUUUCUGGGAUUUGCCUGGAAUUGGAACUUCAACAUUCAAAGCUGAUCAAUAUGUGAAAAAGAUGCAGUUUAAAAGAUAUGAUUUCUUCAUCAUUAUCUCACACACGAGAUUCACUGAGAAUGAUACGUUGCUCGCCAAGGAGAUUAAACGUCUGGGCAAGAACUUCUACUCUGUUCGGUCAAAUGUUGACAAUGAUCUAAAUGGGCUUGGAGAGGAGGGUAUUGAUUAUAACAAAGAAGCAGAGCUGGGGAUCAGGAAGGAUUGUGUCAGUAACUUGGAAAAGGCAGGGAUUCAAUCCCCAUCUGUUUUUCUGAUCUCAAGCUUCCAUCUGGAUCAGUUUGAUUUUCCUGUAUUAAAGAAAACUUUUGGAAAUGAUCUUCCAGAUAAAAAGAAAGAUGUUUUCCUCCUGUCAUUUCCAAACAGAUCCGUGGAUCCUAGAGAAAAUGGCUUCACCUUCUCACUCAAAUCCUUCAAACAGGAAGAACUAAAGCAGCUUCAGGCUGCUUUUCAAACAGGAGGAGUUGAAGGUGUCACUCUCCUGAUCCAGAAGAAGUUACAGGAUCUGGAGUCUGCAGAGCUUAGCAUUGCAAUCACAGGGGAAUCAGGAGCAGGGAAAUCCAGCUUUAUCAACAGUAUGAGAGGUCUUCAGAGAAAUGAUGAGGGAGCAGCUCCAAAUGGGCUUGGAGGGGAGGGUAUUGAUUAUAAUGAAGAAGCAGAGCUGGAAAAGAUCAGGAAGGAUUGUGUCAGUAACUUGGAAAAGGCAGGGAUUCAAUUCCCAUCUGUUUUUCUCAUCUCAAGCCUCAAACUGGAUCAGUUUGAUUUUCUUAUAUUAAGGGAAACUCUUGCAAAUGAUCUCCCAGAUAUAAAGAAAGAUGUUUUCAUCCUGUCAUUCCCAAACACAACUGUGGAAAUUGUGGAGCAGAAAAGGGGGAUUUUAAAGAAAAGAGUCUGGAUGAUGGCUGUAGCUUCCGCUUCUGUCAGAGCUGUGCCAGUUCCAGGGUUGUCCUUUGAUUGUGAUAUCGCUUUGUUAGUUACAGCAAUAAUAUAUUUCCGUCACUGCUUGUGUCUGGAUGAUGCCUCUCUUGAAAGAUUGGCCAGGAGAGUUAGUAAACCUGGAGAGGAUCUGAAAGCGUAA
Messenger RNA from Callorhinchus milii (elephant shark), 1449 nucleotides. Its product is annotated as interferon-inducible GTPase 1-like. The record is from RefSeq and is a predicted model, not a curated record. NCBI's taxonomy places the organism in Eukaryota, Metazoa, Chordata, Chondrichthyes, Chimaeriformes, Callorhinchidae. Gene Ontology annotation, cellular component: membrane. Gene Ontology annotation, molecular function: GTP binding; GTPase activity.